AUUUUUAUUUUUUUAGUAUGCACCACUGGCACAAGCACCGUAAAAAUCAGCCUGAACUAGGAAGUUUCUAACAAGCUAGACUUUUAAGGCUUCAUUCCACUUCAAAUAAAGGAGACAAGCAGACGACACAUGAGCUUUACUACAGCAUUCCAAGCUAGCGAAUCGACAGGGCCUACGCAGCCUCCAGAGGGUUCCUUCUCCAAGCAGGACGUCCUCUCCUUGGCACGACCCCAAGGGAGAGGCGCUGAGCGACCCGCCGGCCGCGGGAGGCCGCGUGUAACUCGAGAGGGGCACUCAGGGCGACCUUCCCCAGUACGUGGUAGGAGCAGAAAGCGGCAGCGAGCGUCACACACCGUGUCACACACUGCAGCCUCCCGAGCUCCUCCGUGCCACCGCUUCCCACGGGUGCUGCAGCCAAAAACAAGCCCGCACCCCCAAAUGGCAUCCACAGGAACCAAGAGCAGAGGCUGCCGAACUGCGAGCAGACUUUAACUGGCACAGCCCGACCCCUCCUAGGAGCAAGGGGACGGCGGAGAUGGAAACACGGGGAUUUCCACCAAGAUAGGGGAUGGGGGUGCUGAAAAGGAAGGGAAAAGGAAACACGCAGGGAAGACUUGCCACAAGCAAGAAGAGCGGCUGCAGGGGCCGCAGAGCAAAGCUGCCCCUCGUUUGCACAAACGCCUUUUCUCUUCCCGGUGAGCUCCCAAGUCCCUGCGCGUCGAGAGGCAAGGACCCCAGGCAAACAGCAGGACAGGGCACCUCUCCCUCUCGACCCUGCCUUGGAACCUCGCCACCUUCCUCACCGGCGACGUCACCACCGCGCGCAUCUCGCGCGCUCCGGACACACCCCCGGCCAAGGCCAGCCAAAACCCGGGAUCCCGAACCCCCAUUGGCGGAUCUGCCCCCGCCUGCCCGCGGCGGGACGGAGCCUCGCCGAGCGCCCGGGGCUGCCAUGGGCGAGGAGGCGGCUCAGCCCCGGCGGCCUGGGGUCGGCGUGGGGGUGGUGGUCACUAGCGCCGCGCACCCCGGCUGCGUCCUCCUGGGCAAGCGGAAAGGCGCGCUGGGCGCCGGCACCUACCAGCUCCCCGGAGGCCACCUGGAGUUCGGGGAGAGCCUGGCGGAGUGCGCGGCGCGGGAGACGCUGGAGGAGGCGGCGCUGCCGCUGCGCCACGUGCGCUUCGCGUCGGCCGUGAACGCGGUGUGCGCGUCCCAGCGCUACCACUAUGUCACCAUGCUCAUGAAGGGCGAGGCCGAGCCGGGCGCCGAGCCGCGCAACCAGGAGCCCGACAAGAACGAGGGCUGGGAAUGGGUCAAAUGGGAUGAAUUUCCUCCAGCAGAUCAGCUGUUCUGGGCCUUACGCUGUUUAAGAGAGCAAGGUUACAAUCCCUUUACAGAAGAGCUCGAUCAUCUAAAGGGGUACACGGGAAGUCACCAAUUAGAGUAAAAACAAAUUGUAUGUUUUGAAGGACAGACCUGCUUUUUUGGUGUAGAAGAAAAAAAAGAUAUGCUCAACCUGCCCAUGUGAAAAUACUAUCUUUCCCAAAGAAGAACAUGCCAACUGUUUCAGUGCUUUUCCCAUAUUUCACAUGACAGAUGUGUUUCAUUCCAGAUCCAUUUCUAGGUUUAGUAGUUAAUAAUUAACUUUUUCUUUCACAGAAAACUCAGUGAUUUAUCUAGUUAGUGUUUAUAUUGAUGACCAGCCAUUUGGAAAUCAGCACUAGCCAGGGAAACUUACUCACUUCAAAACAGUUGCAGCAAAACUUACUCAUUUAAACCUGCUUUCCUGUAAUUAUUGGACCAAUUUUAAAACUUAGCCUUGUCUCUUAGCUUCAGUUAGGAAGCUACUGUCAUGAACAAAAGUUACAUUUAAUAGACAAUGCCUUUUUUCCCUACAGACAGCAGUAUACCCUUGAAAAUCAAGAGUCUUAUAAAUACUCUUGAAAAGAUUAUCAUGAUUUAUUGGAGGGAAUGUAAAUUCCCUGACCUUCCUUGCCAGUUGUUUUCAUAACAGAGUUCUGUUUAGAGCCUCAGUUACAUUGAGUUUAUCUGCAGAAAUGUCUCAGAUCUCUGCAACUGAUCUGAAUUUGUUACUGUACUCUUGGAAUGGAGAGGUGCCUACUUUACUAGGCUGACACGAAUCUCAUUUUUAAGUGUAGCUCCAUGGCAAAAAUCAUAUUUAGUGGCUAAAAAGAGUUGUCAGUAUUAAACUGCAUACAUGGGUGCAGUUCUGUAUGGCUGAUCAUUGAGAUUUGGUAAAAUUGUGAAUUUUCAGUUUGACUGAUUAAAUGACUAAGUUGUUAGUGAAUUAAAUUACAGUACCCAACAGUACAUAUAAAACAAAGGAAUUAAUAGUUUUAAUUUUUCUAGAAUCUGUAACUAAUUUUGAUUCUUUUCCAGCUGUUGUCACUAAGACACCAGUGAUUAAUUUUAAGAUAUAACUUUUAAAUAAAUCACUAGCUGGCUCUUGUUUUUUUUUUUUUUUGCCAGGGUUCUUUUAUAGCACAUCUCUUGUCUAUUUCCUUUAGAUAUACUCAUUGUACAAAAAUCUAAGAUAUCUUUAAUUUCUUUUGAAUAAAAUACAGGCACAAUACUGAGAAAUUAAAAUUGCCUGAAAUUA
Serinus canaria (Common canary) is the source of this 2617-nucleotide messenger RNA. It is a transcript of the gene NUDT15, whose product is annotated as nudix hydrolase 15. Gene Ontology annotation, molecular function: 8-oxo-7,8-dihydrodeoxyguanosine triphosphate pyrophosphatase activity. Gene Ontology annotation, biological process: dGTP catabolic process. The coding region runs from base 569 to 1444 and encodes 291 amino acids. The transcript is spliced from 4 exons. Lineage: Eukaryota; Metazoa; Chordata; Aves; Passeriformes; Fringillidae. Gene Ontology annotation, cellular component: cytosol. The record is from RefSeq and is a predicted model, not a curated record.